Molecule: messenger RNA, 1470 nt
Organism: Myripristis murdjan (pinecone soldierfish)
Lineage: Eukaryota; Metazoa; Chordata; Actinopteri; Holocentriformes; Holocentridae
Gene: mmp20b
Product: matrix metallopeptidase 20b (enamelysin)
Exons: 10
Coding region: 1-1470 (489 amino acids)
Biological process (GO): proteolysis; collagen catabolic process; extracellular matrix organization
Cellular component (GO): extracellular matrix
Molecular function (GO): zinc ion binding; metalloendopeptidase activity
Source: RefSeq, a predicted model, not a curated record
AUGUUGCUCUCUUGCUUCUGUGCCCUGGUCUUGGUUGUGCCUGGUCCAUGUUUCACGGCUCCCACAGUUAUCCCGGAGGAAGAGAAGUCUCCUUCCUCAGAACCACAGACUGACUUGAAGAUCGCCACAGAAUACCUUAAGCGAUACUACAACCUGAAAAAGGAGCCUUUCGGGCGCAGGAAGAGGAGCUGGCCCUCCUUUACCUCCAAGGUAAAAGACAUGCAGGCGUUCUUUGGGCUCAACACAACAGGCGCUGUGGACUCAGAGACCCUGGAGGUGAUGCUGAGCCCUCGCUGUGGUGUGCCAGAUGUGGAGGAAUACAGUCACAACCUGGGAACACGAUGGAACAAGAAUGUCAUCACCUACAGCAUUGGGCGGUACACUCGAGAUCUGCCUCGCGGCACCGUGGACUCUCUGGUGGAGUCAGCUCUCAGCGUCUGGGCCAGAGCCAGCAGUCUGACUUUUGUCCGAUCGCCUACCCGCAAUGCUGACAUCAUGGUGGAGUUUGUGUCCUAUGCACAUGGUGAUUUGUAUCCAUUUGAUGGACCCAGAGGAACGCUGGCGCAUGCUUUUGGUCCAGGAGAGGGCACUGGAGGCGACACACACUUUGAUGACGAUGAGCACUGGACCACUGGAGGAAACGGGUUCAAUCUGUAUCUGGUAGCUGCGCAUGAAUUUGGCCAUGCUUUGGGCUUGAAGCACUCCAGAAACCCAGAGUCCCUGAUGUAUCCAACCUACAAAUACCCCCGUACACUCAGUUUAUUAUCCAGAGAGGAUGUAGCAAAUAUCAAUACACUAUAUGGUCCACUCAGAGGUCGUCCACAUUACUUUCCAAGGUACGGCUGGAGCUCUCAGUACAGCCCAUGGCUCUCUGGGCCUCAGUAUCCUCGACUAAUGCAGAACAAAUGUGCCCCGGACGUGACCUUCGAUGCAGUGUCCACUGUCGGGGAUGCCACCUUCUUUUUCAGCGAAGGGUAUCUCUGGAUUAAACAUAACGAGCAAUAUGACAUCAAAGAAGGUCCCAUCACCAACUUUAUGCCCAAGAUUGAAAGCAGCAUCGAUGCUGCGUUCUGGGUGCCUCGCAGGUCCACCGCUUACCUCAUUCAUGAAUCCAUGUACUGGACAGUGAAAGGCUCCCUUGUUAAGGGAAAGCCUAAACCGCUCACCAACUUUGGCUUUCCAGUCUGGGUUCAGGACAUUGAUGCAGCAGUACACAUAGUGAAAACAGGACGGACCCUGUUCUUUAUCCAUGACAUUUACUGGAGUUACAAUGAAAACCGAAGAAUUAUGGAUAUUGGUUACCCAAAACUCAUCAGUGAGGACUUCCCUGGACUCAACACAACAAUAAGUGCAGCCAUUCAUAAAGAGGGUUUCAUCUACUUCUUUAUCGGACCACAAGUCUACAAGUACGACUACACCCACAAGCAUAUUGUUGGAGCUGAGAAAGCAAAUACCUGGCUUGGAUGUUGA